AUGUCGCUGAAGACAAAGAAUGCUCUUCAAGACAAUGAUACUAAUAAAAAAUAUUCAAAGUUAACAAAAAGACAGUACAUGCUUUCAAGAGUUGCUAAAUAUUUGGUUGAGCAUCAAAUUGAACUACCGACAUGCCUCAUAGUAGUUAUUACUUUAGCUUAUACGUUUAAUGUUCCAGGUUCAGAAAAAUUUUUAUUCCUACGUGAGAAUCCCAAAACCGGCCUUUAUGAAAAGAGCAUGGAUGAUGCGUAUUUUGGACGAAUUAAGAAAAAGAAACGGAUAACGAGGUUUGCAGAGCAAGGGUGGUCUUUUUUGUAUUAUUCUGUUUUCUGGACAUUUGGCAUGUAUGUAAUGUAUCAUUCACCAUAUUGGUUUGAUACGACUUAUUUCUGGAAAGGUUACCCCCACAAAGAAUUGACAUACCUUCUCAAGACGUAUUAUCUGUUGCAGUUUGCUUUUUGGCUUCAACAAUUAUUUGUCGUCAAUAUCGAGAAAAGGCGUAAAGAUUUUGCAGAAAUGGCCACUCAUCAUGUGAUCACCAUUUCGCUUAUGUUUUUUUCUUAUAUUUUUAAUUACACUCGAAUUGGUAACGCGGUUCUUUGUACAAUGGAUUUUGCUGAUAUCCAAUUACCGCUUGCUAAGAUGCUUAAAUAUCUUGGAUUCGGUGUGAUUUGUGAUGUAUUGUUUGGAAUCUUUAUGGUUUCAUGGCUUGUGACUCGUCACUAUAUUUAUGGACAUAUUAUAUAUAGCGCGUGGACUGAACCGCAGCUGUAUCUCGAAUUCAAAUGGGCACCCGAAGAAGAAUACUACUUUACAAAAAAUGUGCAACGAUUUUUCUUGUUUCUUUUUUUAACUCUCCAGGCGAUCAUCAUAUUUUGGUUUUAUUUGAUCUCUAAUGUAGCGUAUAAAGUUAUCAAAGGUGAUAGAGCGCAUGAUAGUCGAAGUAGUGAAUCAGAACGGUACGAAGUACAAAUACGUAUACCAUUUGGGACAUAG
Molecule: messenger RNA, 996 nt
Organism: Cetraspora pellucida
Lineage: Eukaryota; Fungi; Glomeromycota; Glomeromycetes; Diversisporales; Gigasporaceae
Source: the annotation of a GenBank genome assembly